AUGAACCUUUCGGGACCGCUUUCACUCGUAUGCUACGGUUUGUUUAUUAAAGUGUACGGCGUGAUGGCAUUUGACCGUGGGGCUUUGGAGAAACACCAUCACCUCGUGGAGGGACUGUGUCUGAUGGCGAAUUCGGCCGUAUUUUUGAUCAGCGGAGCUCUAACUGUUGGAAUGUUGCGGUCUCAGUUGAGCCGCCCCGAGGUUCUCCUACUUUUGGGGAAGCUUUUUGGCAUGUACUUAUUGUUGAAUUUGGCAAGGGCUUUGAUGAUCGUAUUGUUCAGCCCCUUGUUGUCUUACAUCGGUUACGGCCUGAACUGGAAGGAGGCCAUUUUGGUGAUUCUGGGUGGUCUUCGUGGCGCCCUUGUGUUGGUGCUGGGGUUGAGGUUAGAAAGCGAUAACCACACCCCGCAAGAUGUUAGCGACCUUCUGGCAUUCUACCUCGGAGGGAACGUUAUGCUCAUUCUUUUGAUUCAAGGACUAACUUUCGAGUUGGUAUAUCGGUGGCUGAGCCCGUAUCCGAUGAAGCCGUUCCGUCGUGUAUAUCUAGUUAAGGUUAUGAAUCUGAUCGACUACGAGUUCAACCUCGAGGUCGACUGGCUACGCAACCACUGGCUGUUCAAGAACACGGACGCCGUCGAACGCGCUCGGACCUUGGUGCCGCUUAUGUCCACCAUCCGAUGGAACGCUACCGGGAACUUGGAAUUCGAUGUCCCAGACAUCGACAAGGCAUUUGAUGACUACACCCAGCCCGACCCAAUCGAGCUGCAUGUGUAUCAAGAGAACAUGCACUUUGAGGCCAUGACUACGCUACAUAGCUGCAAAAGUCUGCGCAGCUGUUCUGCAGAGGAAUCUGGAGACUCGGAAACGGGCGAUAAAGCCCGCAAACCAUCUCCUCGCAGGUCUGAGGCUGAAUCGGGUGAUAAGACAUCGGACGACUCCUGCGAUUGUUUAAGGGCACCUGAAGAGCCACCCACCCCCGCCGACUCCUGUUCAGAAGAGCCCGAGGGACCCACAUCCACCGAUCGACCUUUGCUGGCAUACACGAUCCUGAAGAACAAGGUCGCCAAUGAUAACGCAGCAUACGACCCCAAACGUUAUCUGCGUUUGCUGGAGCACGCGAUGACUGACGAUUUGGGGGAGGUUCCGGAAAUGCGCCGUAUGUCGUCAGAUUUACUGUCGGUACCGCGUCCUUCUAUGAAUCCCGUGGGUGUGGCCUCAUACGGCAGUUACGACGGCAUGAACUCACACGCCUGGGCUCAGCGCUCCGACACGGACGCUACCAUAAACUUGGACAACCUCUACCAGCGCCCGGUACACAAGCGGUUUAUGAUGAGCACCUUCGUGCCCCGCAUGGGGAGCGACGACCGUAUUUUCGAGAACUGCGAACGAGAAUCCGAGGAUGGCGACAAACCGGGUACACGCCGAGUGCUGCGCAAGGAGCGUGAGGGCGAGUUGUACAUCAUGAUUUUCAACGCAUUUUCUGACAUGUACAACAAACUGUACCAAUCGGAGCUAAUAGACGGCGGAUCGUUACUGUUGCUGCAGAAUGCGCUAGAUAAGUCGCGUGAUUUCGCUUUAAAGAAGAUGAAGAAGCGUGCAAUAGCUCCCUGGCAGGCAGCCCUCGCAUCGGACCCAGGUCCGGAUGCAGGUCGCCACGAACCUCCCGAGGGUGUGGAAUCGAUGGAUGGCUUCGAGUUCGAGUGGUUCAUUCUGCACUCCAUGGUGGACAAGCGGAUGAGUCGCAUGGAUAGCUGCCUGGGGUGGCAUUUGCUGAACUUCUCGCAGCACAAUGUAGUUCAGUCUGUGCUCGAGCUUUUGGUGGCGUACAUCGACGUCCACCAGCACCUGCUUGACCGCGGUGGGCGCAACAUGGAGCUUUUGCUGGAGGGAAAGCUGAUCAAUAGCUUCCGCAGCCAGCUCGGACACGCGAAGCUCUAUAUCGCGACGCUGCGAAGCCGAUUCCCACAGGACUUCAGCCACGGUCUGGUGACCAUGGCUGCGUGCAUGAUGCUACGCAUUAAGCUCGAUGUGGCGAAUGAGCAGUCUACCCAGGGUCUGUUGCUUGAGGAGGACCGUUGUCGUGUUGUUGAGGUGCUCGAGGAGCAGCUGUUCAACGUGGCCACGACGAACAACCGCAUCAACGUUUUCAAGAGGCUGUUCCGGCGUGCCUUCCAUGCGGUUACCUGCAGGGGCGGACGCGGAUGCAACAGCACCUAA
Messenger RNA from Babesia ovata, 2217 nucleotides. RefSeq names its product Na+ H+ exchanger. The record is from RefSeq and is a predicted model, not a curated record. Lineage: Eukaryota; Apicomplexa; Aconoidasida; Piroplasmida; Babesiidae. Gene Ontology annotation, molecular function: sodium:proton antiporter activity. The transcript is spliced from 2 exons. Gene Ontology annotation, cellular component: membrane. Gene Ontology annotation, biological process: proton transmembrane transport. The coding region runs from base 1 to 2217 and encodes 738 amino acids.